AUUUGCUGAUAUUUUAUUACACAUCUCUCUUCCACUCUCCUUCACUUCUUUGUGUUCCUGUCUCCAUGCUUCCCGCGAUGUUCCAUCACGCGCCGUCUUUCAUUUCCCUCAUCGUCAUCUUCACCAUUCUAUCACCCGUCUCACCAAACCAAGACUCACUCACCGUCCAGCCAUUCCGGGUCAAAUCAUCCCCACCCGCCACCAUCCCCGCUUUCCCGGAGCAAUCCGAUUUCUCCGGCUGCCCACUCGAUCUACCGGAAGACCUCUUCCACGGAAUCAAGUCAUCCUGCACCGGCAAAAAGCUCCACCGAGGAAAAUGCUGCCCCGUGCUAGGCGCGUGGCUCUACUCCGCUUACUCAGCCACCGCUCUCAGCCGCUCCAUUCCCAACUCCGCCGUUAGAAACGCGACCACCACGGAAGAGGAUAUGCCUUUGCUUCCUGAUGACUCGGAGACUUGCGUUGACGGUUUGGAGAAGUCUCUGAGGAGGAGAGGGAUUGAGCUGGCGAGUCCUAACGAGACGUGCGGCGUUGUUGACUGUUACUGUGGGAUAAGGUUGCAUCAUUUGAGUUGUUCAGAUGCGUUUAGUGUGGAUGGAGAAGGGAGGCUUGUUGGAGAUGAGAGUGUUGAUCGGUUAGAGAGUGAUUGUUUGAGUGUAAGCCACGACAAUAACAAAAGAUUCUCUACUCUUGGUAGCUGUAACAAGUGCUUGAACAGCCUCUAUAAGCUUAACCCGAAGAAAACGUCAGGGACAAGAAACCCAUCAAAGGAAGACAGAAACAGAACAACAAAGAUGCACAACAAAGACUGUGUCUUGAUGGGUCUCACUUGGCUUCUCGCUAAGAACCGUACGGCUUACUUUCCAACUGUCACUUCCGUUCUCCGAGCCGUUAUGCUAAACCAAAACGGCGAGCCACGGUCAUGUGCUCUCGGCGGUGACGGCAUGCCUUUAGCUGUUGACUCUUCCGAAUUCUCUAACGGCUCGUCAACUUUAAUUCAGUACCCCCACCACCACUUGGUCCACUUCUUUCUUUACAGCGUCAUCACUUUGGUCUUGCUAGGGUCAUGGUGACUUACGCUGACGUGGGUUUGGAUAUGAUUAUGACGUGGCGAUAAGUGAUUGGCUGAGAAGUUAAGUGAACAUUCAGAUAGAGAGAACGAGAGAUAGGAGUGGAUUGUGUUUCUGUCUUUGUAAAUUAGUUUUGCUUUUUGUUGUCCUUGUCGUUGUUGUUGUAACCAUCGUUUUGUUAAAAAGUCGUAUUGUUAUCAUCGAUUUAUUUUCAAAAUUUUGAUUUUCGAUUUUUUUGAAACUGUAUUUUCGGUAUGAUCUAAUUAUAAGAGGACAAUGCAAU
Eruca vesicaria subsp. sativa (arugula) is the source of this 1350-nucleotide messenger RNA. Lineage: Eukaryota; Viridiplantae; Streptophyta; Magnoliopsida; Brassicales; Brassicaceae. The record is from the annotation of a GenBank genome assembly.